This is a messenger RNA of Pantherophis guttatus, 1811 nucleotides long. The record is from RefSeq and is a predicted model, not a curated record. Lineage: Eukaryota; Metazoa; Chordata; Lepidosauria; Squamata; Colubridae.
GAGGGAAAAAAACCGAGAUACCGUUGCUUUAAAUUGACAAGCCAAGAAGCCUCCCAACUGAUCGGCUAGAAGGAAAAAAUCAGGACUCGCUUCUCAGCCGGGAGAUCGCUUGGCAAAGAAGAAGAAGAAGAAACAAGACACCUUCGCUUUAAAUUGAAAAGCCAAGAAGCAGCUGCUGGAAGGAGGUUUUUACUUGCAGGAGCGAAGUGACAUUCAGCAGUUCAUUUCUGGGUCAUCUGAACAACAAACUGGAUAAGAGGAGGGAUUCUUAUAUGGUUCUAUGUUUUUGAAGUUUUGGGGUUUGUGCAACACGGGCUUUGUAUUUCUAAAAAGGUUUGGGCGAUUUCCAUUGUGAAAUAUCCUGUCUUGAAUGAGUUUUUUCUGCCUGCUUGUAAAUGGAGCUGAACUUCCGGCUUCUACUUUCUAUUAUCUCUAACUAAUGCUGUAGCAGAACAACCUCUUCUGAAUAUCUGAAAGAGAAGGAAAUUGAGCCCCUCAUCAAUUUUGACAAAAUGCCCAGUGGACAAGUGGAAGGAAUCAUGCCAUCUCAACAUCCGCUGAUUCGUAAUACCUUGCCCCAGUUUGUGAAUCUGGGCUUCCCCCUGGACCAUCUGCUGGAGCAGAUAAACCCUGAUCUGAAAAUCAGGCAGCAGGUGGCUGAGCUGGAAAGCCGCCAGAAGACUUUGGAGAACAUUGUCUCGGUUCUGAGCCGGGAGUUGGGCAGAAAAGAAGAAACCCCUGACAUCAGGGUUGGAGAAGCUCUGGCCAGGAUCCUCUAUCUGGAGGAGAAAGUAGAACAGCAAGAUUCACUCUUGGCUCUGAAAGACGUGAUGAUCAACAGCUUGGUAUCCCGGAUCCAGACCCUGGAACAUACCAGCUAUGAUGGGUGUUUCCUCUGGAAGGUCUCCAGGGUGGGGCGUCGAAUGCAGGAAGCUCAAAUCGGCAAACGGCCUGCCCUUUAUUCCCCCCCAUUUUAUACCAACCGCUACGGCUAUAAGCUCUGUCUGAAGCUUUUCCUGAACGGAGAUGGGACCGGUACUGGAACUCACCUUUCGCUCUUCCUGGUUGUGAUGAAAGGAGAAUACGAUUUCCAGCUGAAAUGGCCUUUCCAACAUAAGGUGACUUUCACUUUGUUGGAUCAAGUCAACAAUCAUCACGUUUCCACCGCCUUCCGUUCCUUGGAGUCCUCGUCUUCAUUCCAGCGGCCCAUCAGUGAAACCAACCUGGCCAGUGGCCUCCCUGAAUUCUACCCCUUGAACUCACUCUACGAACCAGGGACUGGCUACAUCCAUAAUGACACGUUAGCCAUUCAAGCUGUAAUUGGCACAAAGGCUUAAACUAUUGGGCAACCUUCAUCUCAGAUGUGGAGACCAAACUACCAACCCCAGUUGCUCCACUAUGAUGGAAGGUUCCAGAAUAUCUGUCAAAAGAAAGCGUAACACUGCUGCAUUUAUUUUUCCAAUCUCUACUCAGUAAGGCUACAAUGGAGAAAACUCAGUGGAGCUUACUCAACCCCUUCCCUAUCACCCAUUCAACAGCCCAGAGGUUGAAGGACUCCCUAAAGUCUGUGCUCCUAAUGCAAUUUUGAAUCCAUUAAUUUAUUCUAAGAUCUACAUACCACAACGGGAUGAUUAUGCAGAAUCCAAAAUAUUCUGUCAAGAGUGAAAAGGAGAUAUCAACCUAAGGUUUUCGGCUAGAAACCCAUUUCUAAUGUUUGGAAAGGUAAAACUAUUAUCUCUUCACAUCCUUGCCGGAAUAGUUGGACCUAUUGAAGUUUUGUUGACCAUUAAAUAUAUUUGUCUUAUUUCUUA